Magallana angulata is the source of this 669-nucleotide messenger RNA. Its product is annotated as perlucin-like protein. The transcript is spliced from 4 exons. Gene Ontology annotation, molecular function: signaling receptor activity. NCBI's taxonomy places the organism in Eukaryota, Metazoa, Mollusca, Bivalvia, Ostreida, Ostreidae. Bases 75 to 560 code for a protein of 161 amino acids. The record is from RefSeq and is a predicted model, not a curated record.
UGCAGUUGAUUUACCUUACUCCUAUAUAGUGUCAUCAGUUUGUAAUUGCCAAUUAACAAACCGGAACCACUGGAAUGGAGAGUCCACGCAGUCUGCUUCUUUGCUUGAUCACCAUUGGUUUGGGGACAUUGAUUGAAGGUUGCGAUGACGGAUGGGUACCAUACAAAAACAACUGUUACUGGUUUUCAAGGGGAACGGAUUUGGUUUUUCAUAAUGCAGUGAAUACUUGUUCCGACAAGGGGUCACAUUUGAUCGAAUUAAAAAACACAUCAGAAGAAAAGUGGGUGCUGCUUCAAAGUCUAAUACGCCGUUAUGGUCACGUGUGGCUAGGUCUCACUGAUGUUUCACGUGAAGGUCGGUACGUGUAUUCAUCAACUGGCGUUAAACCACGGUAUCUAAACUGGCACAGAACGGAGCCAGCUGGCGGUAAAGGAGAAAACUGUGCUGUUCUGGUAACGACACAGCGUGUGUGGCACGACUAUCCCUGUACCUCUAAAAUGUCCUACGUCUGUAAGAAACCUGAAAAACGCAUGGAUUUGAAUUCAAAUUAUUGUAAAUGAAUCAAUUGUUAAUCUUUAAUCAUGACGAUAAAAACAAGAAAAAGAGCUACAUUUAUAACUGUUCAAUGAAUACUAUCUUCAAAUAAAAAUAAAAUCGUCACUUAAUAUG